UCGAGCUAUUGGCUGGAGCCCCGCCCCAGGGCGAGGAGGAGAAGGAGGGGCAGGAGGGUUUGGUUGAGCUGCAGCUGUUUGUCUGUUCGACACAGGCUUGGGGCCGACGGGGGAGACGGAGCCCCAGGAGUGUUGAAGCCUGGAAAUCCCCUCCCCUUCCCCCUCCCCCCUUUACAGCAUCCCCCUCCCUCCACCCUUUCCCACUCUGAUAAUCUGGCCAUGACUAGCAGAAGCACAGCUAGGCCCAAUGGGCAACCCCAGGCCAGCAAAAUUUGCCAGUUCAAAUUGGUCCUGCUGGGAGAAUCUGCAGUGGGAAAGUCAAGCCUGGUAUUACGUUUUGUCAAAGGGCAGUUCCAUGAGUACCAGGAGAGCACCAUUGGAGCGGCCUUCCUCACCCAGUCCGUUUGUCUAGAUGACACAACAGUCAAGUUUGAGAUCUGGGACACAGCUGGGCAGGAGCGAUAUCACAGCUUAGCCCCCAUGUACUACAGGGGUGCCCAAGCUGCAAUCGUGGUUUACGACAUUACUAAUCAGGAAACCUUUGCCCGAGCAAAGACAUGGGUGAAAGAACUACAGCGACAGGCCAGUCCUAGCAUCGUUAUUGCGCUGGCAGGGAACAAAGCUGACCUGGCCAACAAGCGUAUGGUGGAGUAUGAAGAGGCCCAGGCAUAUGCAGAUGACAACAGCUUAUUGUUCAUGGAGACUUCAGCCAAGACGGCUAUGAACGUGAAUGAUCUCUUUCUGGCAAUAGCUAAGAAGUUGCCAAAGAGUGAACCCCAGAAUCUGGGAGGUGCAGCAGGCCGAAGCCGGGGUGUGGAUCUCCAUGAACAGUCCCAGCAGAACAAGAGCCAGUGUUGUAGCAACUGAGGGGGUGGCUAGCAGCAAACAAGUAUGGAGCUAGCACAAAAGCUAAGAAAUAACCUCCAUCCCUACCCCUCAGCACACAGUCCCUACGGUAACAGCACACUGAGCCCUGGCUCCCAAGGGCUGCCUCCUGACAGCUCCGUCAUGGCACUUUUUAACGCUUCAGCAACCAACACCAGGCAGCUGUUGCCACUGGCCUCCUACCCCCUACUCUGGGGCUUGGGGGUCAACUCCCCCCAGGACUUACCUUCCAAAACAAACUUUCUUCACUUUGUAUUAUAGGUACAAGACAGCGACUUACUUAUCUUUUCUCCUCCUCCCUAGUGUUCAUCCCCAUUUUUUCAGAAAACACUUCUGACUCCUGUCCCUUCCCCUUCUGCUUUUGGUCAAUCCCUGUUCUUGAGCCUCUUUUCUCCUCUCCCCAGGAUGCAGAAAGUGGUGAACCCAGGAGCUGAGGAAGGAGGUUUCCAGUUCAUAUACAUUAAGGGCCCUGGGGGAGAAUAAAGCUCAGAGCAGGAGGGAGUAAGGAAACAUUUCCUUUUUGUUUUUAUUUGGUUGGAGUUUCUCAUAUUUGAAAACAUUGUGGUAUCCAUGAGUUGGCCUUGUGGAGGGUGUUCCUAGGUAGAGGUGAGAAUGGGGAGGCAAGCUCUCAGGCACCAGGCAGGAGGUGCCUUGUAAGCUAACUGGGCGGAGGUGGAGGUGCAGUGUCAUCUGUGGCUCUGUAACUCCUCAAAGGCCCAGUUUCCCCUCACGCAGCCUCUUGGGUAGCGUUUCCCCUAUCGUGGGGAUUGGACCCCAGAGUCUUCCAAAGAAUCUUCACUGGUUGCCUGCAUCUUUGGCUCUGCUGUGAUCUGAUUGGAGGAGGGACAGUUUCUGGUACCCAUCCUCUGAUUUAUACAUAUGCAUUUUUUCCCCUCUGGCCUUUAGAUGGCCUCAGCCCCAGCCACCAUAUACCCCUGCAGUUUGCACUUUAAUUGAUGGUAGUUCAGUUGGGGUACUUGUUUUAUGGAAGUUUUGAUUGAUUUACUUGCCCUCCCACCUUCUUUUUAAUUCAAUGAAAUCUGAGGUUAAUACGAGGUUCGAGGAGAGGUUAUAGAUAAAACUACCAGUGGCAGCUACUCAAGUCCUAUCUCCACUGUUAGCUUCCUCCCACUCUAAUUCUUAACCUAUAUUCUUGCCAAGCUAGCUAUUGAGUAUAGGUUUGCCUUUCCUGGAGAAUUAACUGAGCAACUGGGGAGUGUCUCAGGAUAGCACAGGCCAAGGUAGGGGAGUAAAAAGGAGGUCAGGCAAAAGGGAGGAGUUUUCUAUCCUUUCCCAGGUUUCACACUCGAUUUGAUAUCCAUUACCAUGUCUUUUCUACUUCCUUGUAAAUAGGUAUGAUCUUUAUUCCCACUGUACAGUCUGUUCUAUCCUCUGCCUCCCAUCAGGCCCUGUUUCUUUGCUCCUUUGUUAAUAUCUUGAAUUUAGUCCCUCCAUCCUUAAUCCCCCCAUCCCUCCCCAUCAUGCAACCAGUGGUUUAAUCCAUGUACCAAUAGGGGCUAGUACCACAGAGGCCUCCUGUGGUGCCCUCAUAUCAUACCACCUGUUCCUGUGGAGAGGGAAUGACCGGCACUGAAGGUACCUUACAACUGGCUCAUAUUAUCAGAGGACCUUGGUCCUUUCGAAAUCUCUAGUCUCUUUUCAUAUCCCUCAUCAGGUGUUUUAAGAUGUCUCUGAGAAGCCAUCAAGGCAAAAGAGAACUUUUAAGUUGCUUGUUCCAGUCUGGAGUUUUGGGAAAGAAAGAAAGAAAGGAAAGGUCACAGUGACCUAGGAUUGGAACCUUCCUGCCCUUUUGGCUUGCAGACUGCCUUCUAUCCCAGAACAGCUGAGAAAUCUAUGAAGCUGAGAUUCUGAAGGACCCAGCUUAGGUUCUUCCACUUAGGCCUCAAUUCCCUUCCUUUUCCAGGGGCAGCCUUAGUUCCCAUGGCCCUGAAACACACAUUUCCCCCUUCCUUUCCCAGAAGCCACUGGCCCCCCAAAGCACCCAGUGCAUCCUUUUUACAAGUGGAAGAACUAGGAUGGCUUUCUAAAGUCUCCUAGAAAUGAAGUUCUUUCUCUGUGCAGCUUUACUCCUUGGAGCAGGAGUGAAGAUGUUUCAUUGUCUUGGGGCUGGGAAACCACUUCCCCAGGCUUCUCCCUCCCCCACCGCCAUAGGAACAGGAUUUGGCCUUAGCUUCUGGGCCUAUCGGCUGCCUUCCCUCUACUUCCUACCACCUCCUCUGCCUUCCUUUGUGCUCUAUUGGGCUUGGGGAUCUUAGUUGUUUUUUUUUAUUUCCCAGCUCAUUUUUUUCUUCUGGUCGGUUUUUUUAAGGAGGGGUGUUGUGGUUUUUUGUUUUUGUUUUGCUUCUAAGAAAGCAUUUGCCUUUAUUCGUCUCCCAGCAUAACAAUCGUGGUAACAGAAUGCGACUGCUGAUUUACCGAUGUAUUUAAUGUAAGUAAAAAAAGGAAAAAAAGAAAAGGA
Pongo pygmaeus (Bornean orangutan) is the source of this 3364-nucleotide messenger RNA. RefSeq names its product RAB5B, member RAS oncogene family (gene RAB5B). NCBI's taxonomy places the organism in Eukaryota, Metazoa, Chordata, Mammalia, Primates, Hominidae. The record is from RefSeq and is a predicted model, not a curated record. Bases 220 to 867 code for a protein of 215 amino acids. The transcript is spliced from 6 exons. Gene Ontology annotation, molecular function: GTP binding; GTPase activity.